Messenger RNA from Drosophila innubila, 1386 nucleotides. Its product is annotated as zinc finger protein 501-like. The transcript has a single exon. NCBI's taxonomy places the organism in Eukaryota, Metazoa, Arthropoda, Insecta, Diptera, Drosophilidae. The coding region runs from base 57 to 1202 and encodes 381 amino acids. Gene Ontology annotation, biological process: regulation of transcription by RNA polymerase II. The record is from RefSeq and is a predicted model, not a curated record. Gene Ontology annotation, molecular function: zinc ion binding; DNA-binding transcription factor activity; RNA polymerase II cis-regulatory region sequence-specific DNA binding. Gene Ontology annotation, cellular component: nucleus.
GAGCAAACAAUUUUUGUAUUAUCCCUGUGAUUACAUUAUUUAAAUUAAAUAUAAAUAUGAAACCUGUGUGCAGGGCUUGUAUGGGCCACUCUGUAAACCUUGUGGAGCUAUUCUCAGAGCAACCACAGUCAGAAGCGGAACCCAGUCUGUUGGAAAUGCUAACCGAGUGCGUCAACUGUGAAGUAAAUAGAGAUGAUCCACUGUCAAAAAUGAUUUGUCUCACCUGUGUUAUUGCUGUAAAGAACGCAUUCAGAUUUAAGAGAAAGUGCGAAGAGAGUCAUGAGCACUUUUGGCGACUGUUAAACAAAGAGAAGAAGCAGAACGAAGAACAAUCUAACGAUAUAAUGCCCAUACAAUCCGAGUGGAUUAUUGACGAACUGGAUUGCAUAAAGAAUGAAGUUGAAGAAAGAACAGAUAAUAGCUGGGAUAACAUCUUGCCAGAAAAUCUUCAGCAGGAGGAGGAAAAUUCUUUAUCAUGGACUGUCGAUAAUUGUACAACUGAUCCCUUAAGUCAACGUGGAUGUGAAGCAAAUGAGAAAUGCGAAUCGGAGAUAAAUAUCACAAUUGCUGAUGCCACGCCGUGUUCUAAUGAAAAAACGCACCUUUGUGACACAUGUGGUAAGGAAUUCCCCGACAUGGCAACGCUGACGGAACACAUACUCGUCCACAAUGAUCACACCGAUGAUCGACAAUUUGUCUGUCCUCAUUGCUCGAGACGCUUUAAAAAGCGCGCCAAUCUCCAGGCGCACAUCCAAAUCCACACCGGCGAUCGUCCUUAUGAGUGUCACAUUUGUCCCAAAGCCUUCGUUCUGAGCCAUCAUCUCAAGGAUCACAUACAGAACCACAGCGGAGAGCGUCCCUUUGCGUGUCCCCAUUGCCCGAAAGCAUUCAACAGAAGCUGGAAUUUACAAUCGCAUCUUCUGGUUCAUUCAGGUGAACGUCCAUAUGUUUGUACGGUUUGCUCAUCGACCUUCAAUCAUCCCUCAAACCUGGAGAAGCAUAUUCGUCUUCAUUCCGGCAAACGUCCACAUCAGUGUCCCCAUUGCGCCAAGUCCUUUACGCGCCGACAACAUCUCAAUACCCACGUCCUUGUUCAUACCGGUGAACGUCCAUACACUUGUGAGAAAUGCCAAAGGGAUUUUAAAUCCAGACCUGGUCUACGGAAUCACGUCUGCCAGAAGGUAGAGGAUAAACAAAGCUAAACUAAGAAGCAUACAGCUUUCGUAAACUAUUGUCUCUCACCACUACAAAAUAUUUAAAAUCUUUAUUUUAUUGGGAAUAUGUACGACAUAAAAAUGUAUAUAAUUCGAGAAAAUAUUGCACAUAUUUUGUUUUGGAACGAUCUCUUAUAACUCUCAUUUAAUUUCUAGCAGUUAAAUGUUAAGU